This is a messenger RNA of Anneissia japonica, 1939 nucleotides long. RefSeq lists its product as uncharacterized. Lineage: Eukaryota; Metazoa; Echinodermata; Crinoidea; Comatulida; Comatulidae. Gene Ontology annotation, cellular component: centrosome. The transcript has 7 exons. The record is from RefSeq and is a predicted model, not a curated record.
AUGUCUUUUACCAUCGAAGUGUCGCCGACAGUUCUUUCCAGUGACCUGUUUACACCUUACCAGGCUCCACGUGUCACUCUCCCGAGUGUUGGGUAAGAAUAUCGUUGUUCCGAAUAAUUUAUGUUGAGCCACGCCACGCCUUUUAUAACUGAUAUUAAUAUUCCAGUUUUAUAGCGUAUGUAUAUAUAUAAUUUUCUUACUAACCCACAGCCGUAUCGUUUGACGUCUCUAAAGCUUAGUGACAGUCGAAAGAAUGACGAGAUAUUGCCGCCGCCGAUUCGAGUGAAUUAUCCUAAAUCAACUUGGCAGAAUGAACCAUGGCCGGGACACCAUUCAUACACUUCACACCGCUCCAAAUUUGAAGUUUUCCCGCGAAUUGAUCCUCAACGAACUGAAUAUGGGGGUCCUGUUCUACCACAAAGCCGGACGAAACAGGAGCUUGGGGCUGCCACUAAUCUUGCCCUAGGCCUGCUGACCCAGAAGCGCUACCAGUCGACCCAGUAUCGAGAAUCAUCUCAAGGUUACACCUAUGCAACGGAAGCUGCGUUAUUUAACCUUCUCGACCAAUCAAAUCAGAGAGAAAACAGUGGCGUUACCCCUAUGGUUUGUAGUCCGGAGAUAGGGGAUGUAGAAUCGAAGGAAUUGAAUUCCUCCAAGGAAACGGAUGAGGGUGACGAGACUGACAACAAGAAAGAAACUGACAAUAAUUCGGGAAUUGGAAGUGAUCAUGGAAAUGUGACGUCAUUGACUGAACAUGAUAACUUGGAUACUUCGAUUAUUGAUAGUGUUCAUUCUGAAAAUUGCCCGUUACAUCAAAGGGAUAAUAAUGAUAUACGGAAUGUUUCAUUUAGCGAAAAACUAAAGAUAUCUGAUAUGACACCAGACACCAAUACACAAAAGACCACGGUUGUUACUGGAAUUGGACCAUGUUGGCCACCGAGCACUAGUUACGUGAUCGAAAAUAUCAACGGAGCUCAGCUCUUGGAACGUGACGAUAUUCAGAAAUUUCCCCCUGCAUACCAUAGCUCGUUAAAACCCGAGUGUACCUGUAAGAAGAAGAGGGUUAAGUCUGCCACUAGGCGUGCUAUCUCACAUUCCUACCGAGUUAGACCUUCUGGCAGUGUGUUUAAUAUUAUUCAAAGAUCGAAUGAGCAGCAUAGAGGUUUUUUGAAUCCCAUCACCCACCGUGUCAUGAACUACCCAUCAAGACCAAAGUCGCCACAUGUGAAGAAAGAUAACAGCAAAACCGCGGCCUGUGAACUCCUGCUCGAAAAGCUAGGAGUCGCUAGCAACCCGUCAAAAGACGAUCUUACCGUCGAAAAACGACCGUUCGUGAUCCCGAAGAGCUAUAGUAGGUGUAGUAGAGACAACCUGCCGGUACUAAAGGACAAGUCACAUACUGACAGAGCUAUGAUUGCAACCAGAUCCAGUUGGUCUUCCUUAAAUCUACCACUAGCACCUCUGUCAGAGUGCUUACCGAUGUCAGAGACUCGGACACCUCAGAGACUUGGUCUUUCCUUUAAAACGGAAGCACAUCGCAGGUUCAAGGCUUUUCAUCCGGAACCUGUCCCAGACCUUCGUGAUUCCCGCACUAGUGGACGGAAAGUGAUGUUCUUUAACUACCAUUCGUCCGUAUUCCGGGGCUAGCGACAGAUUUUAACGCGAAUGGGCGUUCAGAUCUAUCUAAACAGAUAGAUCUAAACAAAUAAUUGUUUAGUAACAUCAGAUAAACGUACGAUAUUUGUAAAACCACAAAAUUGUAUGUACUGUACCAUGAUUACAUGUCUAUAUAUACCGGUACCAAUUUAAUAUAUCUUUGUAACUUUUUAUUUCCAAUAUUUGAAGAUACGAUGCAACCACUUCACAUGAACGGAUAAUAAACUGGUUAUAAUCAACAUAACAACCAAGAUGAUGGUUGAUAAACAUGUUUUUUGGUAGU